Puccinia graminis f. sp. tritici CRL 75-36-700-3 is the source of this 1438-nucleotide messenger RNA. RefSeq lists its product as uncharacterized. The transcript is spliced from 4 exons. Gene Ontology annotation, cellular component: mitochondrial nucleoid; mitochondrial chromosome. Bases 39 to 995 code for a protein of 318 amino acids. Gene Ontology annotation, molecular function: single-stranded DNA binding. Gene Ontology annotation, biological process: interstrand cross-link repair; recombinational repair. The record is from RefSeq and is a predicted model, not a curated record. Lineage: Eukaryota; Fungi; Basidiomycota; Pucciniomycetes; Pucciniales; Pucciniaceae.
CGACUUUUUCCUCAACCACCCCCCAACACCAACAAACGAUGGCUUCAACUCGAUUGUGCUCACGACUACUGCUGAUCAACAAGAGGACAUCGAGGAACUUCCCAGCAGUCAUCUCAAGAUCGAUCAAGCUUUCAUCCAGCAGCACCUACUCGGAGAAUGACCCAUUCAGCGUCGUCGACAGAUUGAACGGAAACCACCCCAAACCAGCAUCACUUCCACAACAACACGCCAAACGCGCCACCUACUCAUCCCCAUCCAACGCCGUCCCGCUCUCAUUGACGACCGAUUCGCCCGGCCAAUCCAGUGCCAUCGAGGCCCAUCCUUCCACAUCCGCCCAAGACUUACAUCCUCUCCCCUCCUCCACUCACAUCCCUGAAUCGAGCUCUACCACUACCUCCAAUAAUGAUCAGCAGGCCGCUUCUUUCCAGGCUGACGACCUCGGUGACGCUACCGUCGAUUGGAGUCGCAGCUUUAGCGGCCUCAGUCUCAAACCUUUUCCCAAGGAAGCCUCCGAUAUUCUGAUGGCUCCUAUCGACCCUAUGGAUGUCGAAAUCAAACCGGAUGGUGUGGUUUAUCUUCCUGAGAUCAAGUAUCGAAGGAUCCUUAAUCGUGCGUUUGGGCCCGGUGGAUGGGGAUUAGCACCACGUGGAGCCUCGCACAUCACCUUGAAGAACGUCUCGCGAGAAUACGGGCUAGUCUGUUUAGGACGACUAGUCUCCUUAGCCCGGGGCGAACAAGAUUACUACAAUGGGGCCGACAAUAUCCCGACGGCCACCGAGGGUUGCAAGUCGAAUGCGUUGAUGCGCUGUUGCAAGGAUCUCGGGAUCGCCAGCGAGCUGUGGGACCCUAAUUACAUCCAAUGGUGGAAAGCUAAAUUCGCCGCUGUUGACUGGGUCGCUCCUACCGGUCUCUCUUCUGGCGGCAAAAAGAAAGCGGUGUGGAAGAAGAAGAGGUUGGAAGAAUGGACACCCAGAUUGCCGUCCUCGUCCACUUAGGAAAUAAGAAUCACUGCUGGAUUUAUCAGUCACUCUGAUCAACCUCGAAUGCAGUAGUAUCCGUACAUAUCAUUUCGCUUUUCUGUUCAUAUUCUUCUCUCUUUUUUUUUUCUCUCUCUCUCUCUAGUCAAGUUCAUCAUGAUCAAAACUUUUGCAAAUUGUUCCUGUUUGUUUUUUUGCAGUCUUUGUUCAAAUGAUCAUAUCAACUAAACCAUAGAAUGUUUCUUUUUUUUCAAACUAAUGGCAAGAAAAAAAAAUACACCAUCCCCUGAUUCUAUCUUUUCUUUAACUUUAACUUUGACUUUCCUUUUUUUUUUCUGUCUGUCUCGAUGAAUAGAGCGCAACUCUUUUGGAAAAAGAAAGCACUUAGUAGUGCACACUUCCAAUUCAAUCUGUACUAGCUCUAUCUAUUUGGAUGUUCAUCUUUAGAUUUAGUAAUCGUC